Molecule: messenger RNA, 1188 nt
Organism: Prorocentrum cordatum
Lineage: Eukaryota; Dinophyceae; Prorocentrales; Prorocentraceae
Source: the annotation of a GenBank genome assembly
AUGCGGGAAGUCGAGGUGGAGUGCGACGCCAUCAGUUUUUGCGCUGGAGUAGGUGCGUGCGAGAAGGGCCAGCAGUGGCAGCGGGCUUUGGCGCUGCUCAGCGAGAUGUCUGAGGCGAAGUUGGAGCCCAACGUCACCUUUAGCUACAAUGCUGGUAUUAGCGCGUGCAAGGAAGGCGACCAGUGGCAGCGGGCUUUGGCGCUGCUCAGCGAGUUGCGGCAGGCGAAGCUCGAGCCCAACGUCUUCAGCUACAACGCUGGGAUCAGCGCGUGCAAGAUGGGCGAGCAGUGGCAGCGGGCUUUAGCGCUGCUCAGCGAGAUGCAGGAGGCGAAGAUGGACCCCAACGUCAUCUUUAUUUACAGCGCCGGGAUCAGCGCGUGCCAGAUGGCCGAGCAGUGGCAGCUGGCUCUGGCGCUGCUCAGCGAGACGCGGGAGGCGAAGCUGGAGCCCGACGUCAUCAGCUACAGCUCUGUGAUCAGCUCGUGCGAGAAGGGCGGGCAGUGGCAGCGGGCCUUAGCGCUGCUUUCCGAGAUGCUAGGGGCGAAGCUGGAGCCCAACACCAUCAGCUACAGCGCUGGGAUCAGCGCGUGCGAGAAGGGCGAGCAGUGGCAGCGGGCUCUGGCGCUGCUCAGCGAGAUACGGGUGGCGAGGAUCGAGCCCAACGUCAUCUCUACUGCGCCGGGAUCAGCGCGUGCGAGAAGGGUCAGCAGUGGCAGCAGGCUCUGGCGCUCCUGGGCGAGAUGCGGGAGGCGAGGCUGGAGCCCAACAUCAUUCGGCCACAGUGCUGGGAUCAGCGCGUGCGAGAAGGGAGGUCGGUGGCAGCGGGCUCUGUCGCUUGCCAAUGAGGCGUGGGAGGCGAAGUUCGAACACCACGUUAUCAGCUACAGCGCUCUGGUCAGUGCGUGCGCGAAAGGCGGGCAGUGGCAGCGGGCCCUGUUGCUGCUCAGCGAGAUGCGGGAGGCGAAGGUAAGGCCCAACGUUGUCAGCUACAGCGCUGGAGUCAGCGCGUGUGAGAAGGGUGGGCAGUGGCAGCAGGCGAUGUCAUUGCUGGCUGAGUUCGGGAAAGCAAGAUUGGAGCAGGAUGUAAUCACUUAUAGUGGUUCGAUCUGCAUGUGCGAGCAGGCUGGUGAAUGGCAGCAGACGCUGUCAUUGUUUAGCGACUUGUGGGCGGCGAGCAGACUAUGGUGA